This is a messenger RNA of Microtus oregoni (creeping vole), 6097 nucleotides long. RefSeq names its product OTU deubiquitinase 4 (gene Otud4). The transcript has 21 exons. Gene Ontology annotation, molecular function: cysteine-type deubiquitinase activity; K63-linked deubiquitinase activity. Gene Ontology annotation, biological process: protein deubiquitination; regulation of protein K48-linked deubiquitination; negative regulation of toll-like receptor signaling pathway. The coding region runs from base 140 to 3442 and encodes 1100 amino acids. Lineage: Eukaryota; Metazoa; Chordata; Mammalia; Rodentia; Cricetidae. The record is from RefSeq and is a predicted model, not a curated record.
GCUUCCUGCCGCCGCUCGCUUCGUCCACGCCGGCGCCAGAGCCCGAGCCUCAGCCCGCUCCAGGCCGGGGCGUCGAGCCGCCAGCGGCGCGGCCAUGUGGGGCUAGUCCGCGCCGCUCACCCUGCAGCGGACCGGCAACAUGGAGGCAGCCGUCGGCGCGCCCGACGGCGCGGAGCAGGGCGGCGUGGGGCCGCUCGAGGAUGCGACGCCCAUGGACGCCUAUUUGCGCAAACUGGGCUUGUAUCGGAAAUUGGUCGCCAAGGACGGGUCGUGCUUGUUCCGGGCUGUGGCCGAGCAGGUACUGCACUCUCAGUCUCGCCACGUGGAGGUUAGAAUGGCUUGUAUUCACUACCUUCGAGAGAACAGAGAGAAGUUUGAAGCGUUUAUAGAAGGGUCGUUUGAAGAAUAUUUAAAACGUUUGGAAAAUCCACAGGAAUGGGUAGGACAAGUGGAAAUAAGUGCCCUUUCUCUUAUGUACAGGAAAGAUUUUGUAAUAUAUCAGGAGCCAAAUGUUUCACCUUCACAAGUAACUGAAAAUAAUUUUCCUGAAAAGGUGUUACUGUGUUUUUCGAAUGGAAAUCAUUAUGAUAUUGUCUAUCCUAUAACAUAUAAAGAUAGUUCUGCUGUGUGUCAGUCUCUCCUUUAUGAAUUGCUGUAUGAGAAGGUAUUUAAAACUGAUGUUAGUAAAAUCAUGAUGGGACUAGAAACGUCUGAAGUGGUUGAUGAAAGCAAUAGUGAAAUAUCAGAUUCUGAGGAUGACAGCUGCAAGAGUAAGAGUACUGCUGCUACUGAUGUGAAUGGAUUUAAGCCUUCAGGCAGUGAGAACCCAGAGAACAAUGGGAAUGUGGCUGACCUUCCUCUGUCCAGAAAGGUUCUUAAGUCGCUCAACCCAGCAGUCUAUAGAAAUGUGGAGUAUGAAAUUUGGCUGAAGUCCAAACAAGCUCAACAGAAACGUGAUUAUUCCAUUGCUGCUGGAUUACAAUAUGAAGUUGGAGAUAAAUGCCACGUUAGAUUGGAUCAUAAUGGAAAAUUUUCUAAUGCAGAUAGUCAUGGCAUUCACUCUGAGAAUGGACCAGUUUUAUCAGAAGAACCGGGAAAAAAACAUACACCGAAGAACCUCAAGCCCCCUCCCCCAGAAAGCUGGAACACAGUGUCAGGAAAGAAGAUGAAAAAGUCUAAUUCAGAUCGUUUUGUGUUUUCCACAGAUACGGAUUACAGAGGGCCAAAGAGUCUAAGCAAGCCAAUAAAAGCCCCAUCAGCACUACCUCCUCGACUACAGCAUCCUCCUUCGGGUGUAAGACAGCAUGCAUUCUCUAGUCAUUCUUCAGGGUCCCAGUCUCAAAAAUCCUCCAGUGAGCAUAAGAAUCUAAGUAGGACACCCUCACAGAUCAUAAGGAAACCUGAUCGUGAAAGAGCUGAGGAUUUUGAUCACGUGAGUCGUGAAUCUUACUAUUUUGGCCUCUCCCCAGAAGAACGCAGAGAAAAACAAGCUAUUGAAGAGUCUCGUUUAUUGUAUGAGAUUCAGAACCGGGAUGAACAGGCUUUUCCUGCCCUAUCUAGCCCAUCAGUCAGUCAGUCCCCUCAGAAUAGCAACUCAUGUGUCCAGAGGAAGUCUUCACAUGCAAGGGAUAGAAAAGGAAGCAUGCGGAGAACAGAUGCAGAAGAACGGAAGGACAAAGAUUCCCUACGUGGCCAUACUUAUGUGGAUAAAAAAACCGAGUCAAGCACACUGGAGGUCAGUGAUGAUAAAUGUACAAGAGUUUCAUCACCAUCUAAGACAAAGAAAGUAGACUGCCCAUCUCCUGUAGAACAAAAGCCAGCAGAACAUAUAUCUUUGUCAAAUCCAGCUCCCCUUUUAGUCUCUCCAGAAGUCCAUCUCACUCCUGCGGUGCCUUCUUUACCAGCCACUGUGCCAGCCUGGCCAAGUGAACCUACAACUUUCGGACCAACAGGUGUCCCUGCUCAGAUUCCCAUUUUGUCAGUGACACAGACAACUGGACCCGAUGCUGCUGUGUCACAAGCGCAUUUAACACCUUCUCCAGUUCCUGUGUCAAUUCAGGCAGUUAACCAGCCCUUGAUGCCUUUGCCUCAGACGAUGAGCCUUUAUCAAGACCCACUCUAUCCUGGGUUUCCUUGUAGUGAGAAGGGAGACCGAGCCAUUGCACCACCUUACUCACUGUGUCAGACCGGCGAGGACCUGCCUAAAGAUAAGAACAUUCUUCGAUUCUUCUUCAAUCUUGGUGUAAAGGCAUAUAGUUGUCCUAUGUGGGCCCCACAUUCUUACCUGUAUCCUCUGCACCAGGCCUACAUGGCAGCCUGUAGGAUGUACCCAAAGGUCCCUGUUCCUGUGUAUCCUCAGAAUACUUGGUUCCAAGAAGCCCCUCCUGCUCAGAGUGAAAGUGACUGUCCUUGUCCUGAUGCCCACUACUCUAUGCAUCCCGAGGCCAGUGUUAAUGGACAGAUGCCACAGGCAGAGAUUGGUCCUCCUGCAUUCUCUUCACCUCUGGUUAUCCCUCCGUCUCAGGUGUCUGAAGGUCAUGGACAAUUGUCUUACCAACCUGAACUUGAGUCUGAGAAUCCCGGGCAACUUCUUCAUGCUGAAUAUGAAGAAUCACUAAGUGGCAAGAACAUGUACCCACAACCGUCCUUUGGACCUAACCCGUUCUUAGGUCCCGUUCCUAUUGCACCUCCUUUCUUUCCUCAUGUUUGGUAUGGGUAUCCAUUUCAGGGAUUUGUGGAAAAUCCUGUCAUGAGGCAGAAUAUUGUCUUGCCCUCUGAUGAGAAAGGGGAACUGGAUUUGCCCUUGGAGAAUCUAGAUCUGUCUAAAGAAUGUGACUCUGUCCCAGCAGUGGGUGAGUUUCCGGAACCCAGAGUUGAAGCAAGUGUGAGCAGCAAGCAUGAAGGCCGAGUGGAACAGUCAUCCCAGACACGAAAGGCAGACAUUGCUUUGGCUUCAGGUUCUCCUGGAACAGAGGGAAAGGCUCAUCCUCCCACUCAGAUUCUAAACAGAGAGAGAGAAACCAUGUCUGCUGAACUUGAGCCUAAGAGGACCAUUCAGAGUGUGAAAGAAAAACCAGAGAAAAUGAAAGAUCCCAAGGCUGCUGCUGAUGUAGCUGGCCCUGGGGCCAACUCUGUGGAUAGAUUGCAAAGACCAAAAGAAGAGAGUUCAGAAGAUGAGAAUGAAGUGUCUAAUAUAUUGAGAAGUGGCAGACCCAAGCAGUUCUAUAAUCAAACUUAUGGAAGCAGGAAAUACAAAAGUGAUUGGGGUUCUUCUGGUAGAGGUGGAUAUCAACAUGUGAGAGGUGAGGAGUCCUGGAAAGGGCAGCCUAACAGAAGCCGGGAUGAAGGUUUUCAGUACCAUCGAAAUGUUAGAGGACGCCCAUAUAGGGGAGAUAGGAGGAGAUCAGGGGUGGGAGAUGGCCACAGGGGACAGCACACUUAAUGGCUAGUUGUUGCUCGUAUUGUAGAGCUGAAGCCUUUUCGUAGGUGGAGUAUUUCUGAAGGCUUUAAAAACAUUAAAAUAAAAACCCAAAUUGGAACUAUCUCCUCCCUUCCCCAUUUACCCUUAAUUCCUAUUCCAGAAUAGGAUGAAACUUUGGACAUGAGUUCAAGGGGUAGAUGAAUUUUUGGCAUUGUGUUUUUUCUUACUCAGAAUCUGUUUAUUGGGUUACUGCCCCCAUAAAAAGCAAACAUGACUUCAAGUAUUUUUUUAUAAACAACUCAAUUAUAAAACAUAGACAUAGUGUUUGUUUCUUUUCCUCUGGUGUAAGUUUGAUUUUAAAACAUUGGAAAUGUGUGCUUUUAGCGUUUACUGAAGUGACAAGAAAGUAAAGCAUUCAACACACUAUAGAUUGCAAAACGUAACAUUGCACCAAAUAGAAAUGUAUAUUUUAUUAUGCAAUGCCUUAGUCAUAAACUGGGCUCAAACAGUUCUCAGCCUCAAACACUGUUGUCUUUUAAUAUGCUUCCAACCCAAAGGCCUUUCAUCUCAGUAUCUGUCAAACUUGAAUAACGUCUUCUCUCUACUAUUACACACGAGGCAGCCUAUUAACCUGUGUCUCAGAAUUGUUGUAUAUAGUUCUUUUAAUAUCCAUAGGGUAUAUUUUUGAAUUUUGGUGAGUAUUUGUUGACCUUGAGAUUGCAUACAAUAGAUGUUUAAGAAAUAGUAGGAAGUCCGGUGAGACGCUGUUUCCAUCCAGAACUUAGCACUGCUGUAAAUAUCAUGGUGCCUACCCGAAAGGAAUGUAGAUGCUAUGCAUUUUGAGAAUAAUCUGCAUCUGUUAAAACUGCAGAGGUUUUUAAUGCCACUUUAACACUAAUGCACUGACAGAUUCUAAAUAUUUUGUGAGAAAUGUUGAAAUUUUUAACUUGAUAGGCUUCUCUAUAGAGUGUUUUCCUCCCUGCUCAUUGGUUAUUUUUAUCACUUUACAGUUGCAUGUUCAACUUGUCAUAGCUGGAAUUACUGUAUAAAAAGAACGUGAUUGUGACUUCUAGUUUUUCUAGAGGAUGCUGCUAGAGGUGGCUUAGCUUUGCUUUUCGUAGCUCUUCCCCAUCAGUGCUGUGUCUGAUCUGCUUUUUUGGUCUGCAGUAUUCACUAGAGGCUCCUUUGCAUGUUGUGUUCUGUUUUCAUUUAGAGAUUGGACUCAGACAAGUUAACACAGUAUUCACUCAUCUGUGUUACUUUGUGAAACUAACUGUACUUUGUAUUUCUUAUUCGUAUAUAUCAAUGUGAAAAUCUACCUUUUUUUUUUUAAAUGUUGCAAUUACCUUGUGAUCAGGCAGCUUGAAUGCUAUGCAAUUAGUAGUAUGGUGGUGAUUUUCUUUGCAUGUUCUGUGUAAUAUACCUAACCAGAAAUAGAUGUGGCUUUUGUUUUGGGGGGCAGAUUACUUAAAAGCGAAUACAGUUAACUUGAAUAUGACAAAUGGAAGCAGACAGUUUUCUGGGUCCUCUGAUGCUUGUGGGAAUGUUUGGCUGUCAGCUAGGCUCAGUGAAGCUCCACUGUACUGUUUACCUCUGUGUUGUUCCAAAUACCCUCAUGUCUGUGUAACUGCUGAUUUGAGUAGUGAUUAGCAUUUAGAAAUUUUGUAACAUAGGACUUUAGAGAGCACUUUGAAAGAUAACAUUUUAUUAAUGAUGGUGCUAGGUAAAAAUUUUAUAGCCUGGGAUGUGCUGAAAAAAAUUGAGAACCUAUUUUAAAGGAAUUUGUUGUCUUCUAAGCUAGAAUGGUUGUGAAGGUUCUGUGUUGUGGUGCUUCAGUAUCUGGCUGGACUAUGGUAAGGACUGUAGAGGAGCUUCUUAGUCCGUGCUUUUAUGUAGAAUUGGCUUUAUUGCGUAGUUUCAAGAUGAAAAUCACCUUUUGAUAUAAUAAAGUAGAUUUAGAAGUUUGAUACAUGCUUGGUCUCAGGAGUCCAAAAGAAGUAGCUGUUUCCAAUGUCCUGUGUUUUUCUGACUGGGCAAAUGGUUAAAAAUUGGACAGGAAAGAGUAAUGCUUGGUUUCUUACAGUGGCUCUGUCUCACCUUAGUGAAGAACAGUGGUUAGUAGCUCCUGAGGGAAGUUGAUGAGCUUGUUUCCUUACCUGACCUCUGGGAUGUGACGAAUGAACAGUGAAAGAACUCUAGCCUGUGGUACUUUCUUUGUGACCUCUGACUUCAGUAGUUUUAAAAUGAUCAAUCUUGUAUGAAGGUCAGUUUUCUUUCUUUAGGUAUGUGUUUAGGUGUAAUUCAUCCAGGGGAUUUUGCCUUAUCCUAAGGUCAGACUAGUGCCAAGCAAGCCUUUUUUCCUCACAUGAACUGACCUGUCAUACUGUAUUUUGGAACAUACUGUAUUCUACACAAGGAAAGGGGGAAAUGACAACUAAAAGUUCUUUGUAUUGUAAUUGGGAAAUGAUGAAACCUUAUGAUGGGAUCCAUUGAAGAAACGCUUCCCCUGACCAAAGCUCAUCUGUUUUGUUUAGGUGCUUUAGUUGUACUAGACCCCGCCUCUUCCUUCCAGUACUGUGUCUCCUCAAGUUACUUCCUCUCAAGGCACAUCCUCCAUUCUUCCCUGUGUACUCCUUGGCAGCCUUCAUGUUGUUUCCUCUAAGUUUGUUUCAUAGC